AUGUUUAAGGUGAGGGAGAGCUCAACCUUACAGUCUAUCGAUCCCUCAGCAGGAGACGACCCCACACCAGACGAUCCCCCGGGGGGAGACGACCCCACACCAGACGAUCCCCCCGCGGGAGGAGACGAUCCCCCGGGAGGAGACGAUCCCGCGGGAGGAGACGAUCCCGCAGGCGGAGACGACCCCACACCAGACGAUCCCCCCGCGGGAGGAGACGAUCCCGGGGCGGAGACGACCCCACACCAGACGAUCCCCCCGCGGGAGGAGACGAUCCCGCGGGGGGAGACGACCCCACAUCAGAGGAUCCCCCCGCGGGAGGAGACGAUCCCGGAGGAGACGAUCCCGGGGUAG
Molecule: messenger RNA, 351 nt
Organism: Eimeria mitis
Lineage: Eukaryota; Apicomplexa; Conoidasida; Eucoccidiorida; Eimeriidae
Exons: 3
Coding region: 1-351 (116 amino acids)
Source: RefSeq, a predicted model, not a curated record